UUUUUUCAAGAAUUAUAACAGAUUCUGAGUUAGAUUUAGGUCUGGACUUUGAUUGGGCCAUUCUAACACAGGAACAUUCUUGGAGCUAAUCCACCCAGUCUCAAGUGUUUUGGAGUUGCUAACAGGUUUUCUUCCAGUAUAAAAUUAAUUCUGACCAUGAUGUGCAUAUUUUUAUCAAUCAAAAACGUUUAAUUGUUUCUUCUUUCACAAUUAAUCAGUAUUUUGCGUCUCUCAUAGAAAAUCACAUUAAAAUACAUUAACGUCUAUGGCUGUAGCACGUCGAAACGUUUGCAAGGCACAGUAAAUUAGGCGAUUGCCCAUGUUACAGACUGCUUUUACAGAGACGAUUGGUGUGUGUGUAGCCAUGUGAGGAGUAUCACAGGGUGUAAUGAUUGCUCUGCAAAGCCACAGAAAAGCUGCAGUGUUGGAGACCAGUACACAGAACAGGAAGUACUUGUUCAAUAAAACUUUUAUCUGAAGCAUAUUAUGCAUCAGAUAAAAGUUACUUUUCACCUCCAUGUUUGACAACGUUUUGGCCACAUUAAGCACAGCCAAACAAACCACAUCAUGUUUCCUGGAGAUAACAAUGAAGGCAGCUAUGAGGAAACGUCGCCACUAUAGCCUCUUGGCUCUAUAGCUCCUCUGUUACAAAACAUUACCUCCCUCUGGUGGUAAAUUAUGGUACUAUUUGGCAACGUAUAUGUUAAUUUUUAUAUUUUCCAUAUUGAUUUAGUAAUUGAAAAUUAUCUUGUCUUUUUUAAAAAUAUUUAAGGAAAACAAAACUAAUUUAUUGUAAGUUUUUAAGGUUGCAAUUUCAUAAACCACAAAGACUAAUCGGCAGUAAAAAUUGCAAAUGGUAGUACCGUAAUUAGAAUACUGCCUGAUUAUUUAUUAAGUUUCUCUCAAGGUAGAGUUAAGGCCAGAAUUAUUCACACCCUUGGCAUAUUUAGAUUAAAUUAUUUCCAUUCAACUAAGAAGUUUGUUUCUUAUAUGAAAUGAGAUAAGCAUCUCUCAAAAGAUAAAGAAACUCAUUAAAAGGUGUUCAAAAACUUUUUGGUAGUGAACAUGUACUAUUUACCAAAAAAAAUCAACCUACCAGAGGUGGGACCAAGUCAUUGUGUAGUAAGUCACUAGUAAGUCUCAAGUCUUUCCACCAAAGUCUCGAGUCAAGCCUCGAGUAAAGGCAUGAAAGUCUCAAGUCAAGUCCAAAGUCAAGGUAUGCAAGUCUUGAGUUGAGUCAAAGUUCUAAACUUUUAAAUCUUAAACAAGUCAUUUGACCAAAUAUGUAAUUUGAUCAGAGUAAUAAUAAUUUUGACAUUUUUUAAUUAUUUUAAAAGGUGUUUUUGUUUUCCAGAACAACCUGCAAGACGAAGUGAACUUCGAAAUCAUCUGAAAAUCAGUGGUGUUUAUCACGAUCCAAAGGUGUUUGGGUUCUGGUUUAUAUUUUGAUUAUUUCCUUGUUAUGUUCUUCAUGUCUUGCCAUAUUUAGUCAAUUUUUCUGUGUUCAUUAUUGUUUGCAAGGUGUUUCCAUACUAGUUACUUAUUUUGUGUUAAGGUGCUUAGUUUAUUCUUUGUUUUAUGUCUCUAUUUGUCUUUUCCCCUUGGUUAAGUGUUUCCUUGUGUCUUAGUCUAGCUCCUCUAUGUUAAUUAGUGUCCCUCCCUCAGUUUCCAUGCUUACCUUCUAUCUCAUCUGCUCCAAAUAUUUCCUGGUUGACAAACCUGUAUCCCAUAUCAUUUCUCACACUUCCCUCAGUAUUUAAGUUCUGCUGGUCAGUGUUCUUCACUGGAUCAUUCCCAGACCUGUUUCUUCCCUAUGCAUGAUGCAAGUUUUGUUUUAAAUUAAAUUAAAUCCUUCUACUCACCAUGCUGCCCCCAAGUUUCAGUCUGCAAUUUGGUCCCACAAACAAGCCUCAAAGCGUUUCACUGGUAUUACCCUACCAUAUUUAAAUAAAAAUGUAAAACCCCUUUAAAUCUGAUGGCUUUUUAAAAUGAUUAUCAGUGCUUUAAAUCAAAAACCUGGCAUUAUAAAAAUAUGGUCAGAGCCUCCUAUUACUUGAAAGCACCAUGUUGUGCUGGGCAAUGGUGUCAUUUGAUAGGGAGGUUGAAGGUUGUCAUGCCUCAUGGCUGAAGUGGAGGGGACAUGACAGGGAGGAGGUGGAGAGGUCCGCGCAGGAUCCAAUUUCAACACGACAGCGUUCCUAAAACAUUUCAUGCACUGAGAGACAGGGCAUGAUCCUGGGUGUUCCUUGAGCAAACAACUGGAGGCAGAGGUUGUGACCAGCCUGAUCCGUGAGUCUAGCUGGACACAACGGAUCGCUGUGCCGGUUGAUAGCAGACAGCCAAGCAAGGAUUUUGUUUAUUUGACAUACAUGAUGACAGGGGAAAAGACAGACAACCUGAUGAGCAGCAGGAGGUGAAGAAUGUGAUUCCUCAUCCUCCCAUUAGUGUCUUUCUGCAGCUCUUUUUCCAAAGAAAAUCCCAACGAUGGACUUAUCUCUCUGGUUGUAGACAGGGUCCAUUUUUAGGUCCAGUGUUUCUAAGACGUCUCAGGAGAGGAGUUGGCUAAGCUCUCUGAGGAGCAGGGAUGGAAAGUGGGGGCCCAGAGCCAUAUGAAGAAGGAGGUACAGGGAUCGAGGGGAACACGGAAAUAGACAAACAUCUGAAGGACCAGCUCAACAUUGAGGAAAAGGGAGAGAAAGAGAACAAAGGGAAUGAGAACGAGAAGAAGAAAGACCGCCGACGUUCAGGGUCUCUGUGGAGGAGCGGAUGGGCUCUAAGUGAAAGACUGGCCAUCAAUGUUUCAGGAAUGCGCUAUGAAACCCAACUUCGUACCUUAGCAAAGUUCCCCAACUCCUUGCUCGGGGAUCCCAGGCGGAGAUCCCGGUACUUUGACCCACUUCGAAAUGAGCUCUUCCUGGAUCGAAACCGAGCCUGCUUUGAUGCUAUCCUGUAUUUCUACCAAUCAGGGGGAAGGCUCCGCAGGCCUGCAAACAUACCCCUGGACAUCUUCAUGGAAGAGCUGAUGUUUUACGAGCUCGGAGAGGACAUUGUGAACCGCUUCAAGGAGGACGAGGGUUUCCCUAAGGAGGAAGAGAGGCCCCUGCCGUCCAAUGAGGUCCAGAGAAAACUGUGGAUGUUGUUUGAGCACCCCGAGUCCUCCUCGGGGGCCCGUAUCAUUGCCAUUAUCAGUGUGAUGGUGAUAGUGGUGUCCAUUCUCAUCUUCUGCCUGGAAACGCUGCCAGACUUCAAAAAAGAGGAGUACCACCCCCAGGCUAACAAUUCUUCUGAGAACGUGCCUGCCCCCCAAAGUGUUUUCAAUGACCCUUUCUUCAUGGUGGAAACCAUGUGUAUAUGCUGGUUUUCCUUUGAGCUCAUCAUGCGCCUUUCUUGCGCUCCCAGCAAGAUCCACUUCUUUAAGGAUGUCAUGAAUAUCAUUGAUUUCAGCGCCAUCCUACCCUACUUUGUCACCCUGGGAACUGAGCUAGCCAAAGAUGAUGACUCAUCUCCAACCACAUCUUUGGCCAUCAUCAGAGUCAUCAGGCUGGUGAGGGUCUUCAGGAUCUUCAAGCUAUCUAGGCAUUCCAAGGGCCUCCAGAUCCUUGGUCAGACACUAAAGGCAAGCAUGCGUGAGCUCGGCCUACUUAUCUUCUUCUUGUUUAUCGGGGUCAUCAUCUUCUCCAGUGCUGUCUACUUUGCAGAAGCUGACCACCAUGCAACAGAUUUUGUCAGCAUACCGCAUGGUUUUUGGUGGGCAGUCGUCACAAUGACCACAGUAGGAUACGGCGACAUGUACCCAACAACAGUGUGGGGUAAAAUGGUUGGCUCUAUGUGUGCAAUUGCCGGUGUUCUUACCAUCUCGCUGCCUGUGCCCGUCAUUGUGUCCAACUUUAGCUACUUCUACCACCGAGAGACCGAAUGUGAAGAUCAAACUGAGUACACUCAUGUUCAGACUUCCCUGUGGGAAGAUGAGGAGCCUGAAGGAGAGGAGCCUGAAGAAGGAGAGAGGUAUCCGGAUCCAGAAUUUUAUGCCAGUGAAGGAACCUGCAACCCUCUGAACGGGACUUUACUUGGCGGACUAUGUGCGGGCCAGACGGCAGAGUACACAGGAGGGAAUAUGUAUCUGAGGGAACCACUAGUUACACAGGUUUAGAGACAAUGGGGAUUUAUAGUGCCCUUAGAUAAAGCCACAGGAAACGUGGAUAAAUAAGCUAAUUCAUGUAAUAAAAGUCAAAGGGCUGGAAGAACUCUGAAGGCAUGCUUGUAAAUUCUCACCUAAUGAGUUAUAUACCUCCUAAAAACGUUGUACUGGUUCUAUGUCCUUGUUUAAUUGCAAUUUAUAGCCACACAAUCCAGCUAAAUAUACCCAACGAUAAGCCUUUUUCACAGAACAGCUCAAAUUACCAACAGCUUUCUAUUCUCAGGGUAAUGGUAUAAAAAUAACUCCAGCUAACAUGUAGAAACACUUCCAGUUUGAGAUGAAAAUGACUUUCAGAAAGUAUGUGCCUUGAAACUAUGACGUCUUAGGUAUUUUUGCUUUAAAGGUUGAAGUGUAAGCGAGAUAGAUGACUGUUAUGUCCCACCAGAACUCAGCCAAACAGUAAAGCUGCCUCUGAAGAAAGGCUGGGAUCUGUCCUGAUCCGACUUCACAUUCUCAAAGCUCUUUUGUGCUUUAAAAUAUACAAAAAUCAUGUUUGUCUGUUUUAAUUUCAUGUUCUGUUUGUAUUUGUGGGUUUGUUUUGCUAUGUCAAAAAUGCCUUUGUUUUAUGCUUUAUUGCUCAAUGUUUUUAUUAAAGUUACUAUUUUAUUUUCUUGAAAGCUAGUGGCAUCUGUUGGCAGUGAACAUAAAAACACAUGAUUAAAGGUUUAUGCUAUUAAUUAUUUACAAAUUACUUGCCAACUGAUGUAUUUUUUAAUUUUAUGAUAUAAAAAUUAUUUUUCAGGCUGCUGUAUCUGACACUGCAUAUCAUGUUGUUGAGAAACAUCUUGUUAACUGCCAAAUAGAAGUCAUCUGAUAACGUUC
Molecule: messenger RNA, 5020 nt
Organism: Girardinichthys multiradiatus
Lineage: Eukaryota; Metazoa; Chordata; Actinopteri; Cyprinodontiformes; Goodeidae
Product: potassium voltage-gated channel subfamily A member 7-like
Exons: 3
Coding region: 2585-4150 (521 amino acids)
Biological process (GO): potassium ion transmembrane transport; protein homooligomerization
Cellular component (GO): membrane; voltage-gated potassium channel complex
Molecular function (GO): delayed rectifier potassium channel activity; protein binding
Source: RefSeq, a predicted model, not a curated record